Messenger RNA from Tripterygium wilfordii, 1724 nucleotides. RefSeq names its product probable transcription factor At3g04930. The transcript has a single exon. Lineage: Eukaryota; Viridiplantae; Streptophyta; Magnoliopsida; Celastrales; Celastraceae. Gene Ontology annotation, biological process: regulation of DNA-templated transcription. Gene Ontology annotation, cellular component: nucleus. The record is from RefSeq and is a predicted model, not a curated record. The coding region runs from base 171 to 1436 and encodes 421 amino acids.
CGAUUUUUUGCGAACCCUUUGCAAUGGUUAGCGAAAAUCGUCCUAUGGGUAAAAGGAACGUGCGUGAGAGCCAUCGAUUCGACCAAUACCAAGUACAACACGCCAAUCUCAACGACGUUGAAUCCUCGUGACUUCUCUCUCUCCGCCUAACACACCCAGUACGCCCUCUCAUGGCAUCAGAGCAGGACGACAGCGUUUUCCCCGAAGAGGACCUUGACGACGACGACGAUCAGUCUCAGGACGAGGACGAUCUCGACAACGACGACGUUUUAGUUGAAGAGGAAGAAGACGAAGAAGAAGACGACCUUAACUUUCCUUCUCCUUCCACUUCAUUCGCCACCGCCACAGUCGCUACUGCCGCUUCCAGUAUCCCGAUCGCAACGAUCAACUCCUCCACCCCUUCUGUGACCGUUGCUGUUCCUCUCUCUUCCGUUAUGCCCGGUGAUGCUGAUGGCGACGACUUUCCGACCGCCAUCGUCAACCAAUCUGAGCCCGAUCCAAAGCGACAACGCGUGGGUGAAACGGUAGUUGUUCAAAAUGAUAUCAAGAAACCGCAGCCGCUGCCGCAAAUGGAUGAUUCCAGACGCCUGUUUCAACGGUUGUGGACGGACGAGGACGAGAUCGAGCUCCUUCAAGGGUUCUUGGAAUACACCUCACAGCGCGGAGUCAACGCUCAUCAUCAUGAUACGACGCUGUUUUAUGACCAGAUCAAGUCGAAGCUCCAGCUCGAUUUCAACAAGAAUCAGCUGGUAGAGAAACUGCGACGUCUGAAGAAGAAGUACCGCAACGUGCUUAACAAGAUCAGUUCAGGGAAAGAGUUCUCCUUCAAGAGUCCUCACGAUCAUGCAACCUUUGAGAUAUCGCGCAAGAUCUGGAGCAAAGAUAAUUCUGCGUUGGAUGACGAUGAGGGGAACCCUAACGCCAAUCAGGUUGAUGUCGAGGUGAAAACAGAGGAUUUUGUUGACCGGAAGGCAACGCCCAAGUCUAGAAAGCGGUCCCGGCCAAAAUCAAGCGGUGGCGCAAAGGUUGAUGAUAGCCGGGCUGUGAAUGACGAGUUUGUGUCAAAUAAUUACAAUAGCAACAAUACUAACAAUAAUAAUGCUAAUAACAAUGCGAAUGCAUUGAGUUUGAUUGAGGAGACAGUCAAGAGCUGCUUGUCACCAUUGCUUAAGGAGCUCUUGAAUGGUGCAAUGGGGUUGGGAGGACCCUUUGUAGGGGCAGGGAGGGGAUUGGGGGCUUUGGCUAUGAAUACAAUGCCAUUGAGCUUUGGUGGGCAGGUGAGUUUUGGUGGGCAGGUGAGUUUUGGAGGUGAAGUGAUGGAUGAGAAGUGGAGGAAACUGCAGAUAAUGGAGUUGGAGGUUUAUUCAAAGCGCUUGGAGUUGGUUCAAGACCAGAUUAGGGCAGCUCUUGAGGAGUUGAGAUCUGCAGGAGGAUGAUUACAAUGGGAUUUUAGAGUAAGUGACAAAAGGUUUUUCUUUCUUCCUUUUUUUUUUGUUGGUAGAGGCAACAUUUACAUUUUGGGUUUAUCCUUGUUAUUUGGGGUUUCCUAUUUAUCUGAUUUAUGGGUUGUUGAAUAAUGACUUUUAGAAUUGUUUAGUCUCUGGUAGUGUGUUCAGGUUUCAUGAUAUGUGUAGAUACUAGCUUGAUAUACAUAAAGCGAAAUGACUGUGUAAUAAAGACGCAGCUGACUGAUGAAUACAAGCUUUCACUUUCUUCUUAAUUUA